Molecule: messenger RNA, 1002 nt
Organism: Microthlaspi erraticum
Lineage: Eukaryota; Viridiplantae; Streptophyta; Magnoliopsida; Brassicales; Brassicaceae
Source: the annotation of a GenBank genome assembly
AUGAGUACCCGUUACUCCACUCAACUGCAAUCAUCAGCCAUAACAUCCAUCACUGUCUCAUCAUCUUCUUCCCUAGAUUCAAGGCCACGCGAUGAUAACAGCCACACGGCUGCAGUUUCCAACGCUCACCAGAGCUCUCCAUCUUCCUACCUGAUAAGACUGGCCAUGAGAGUAUCCAGAGCAAGGUGGUUCAUUUUCUUGAGAAGAGUGUUUCAUUACCAGAACGGCUCAAGAUCCGAUCUUGGCACCAACCCUUUCGAUUCAUUCACUUGGAUGAUUACAGAGCUCAUCGCUCUACUUGUACAGAUCACUGUGAUAACAUUCACACUAUCUCUGUCGAAUAACGAGAGACCUAUUUGGCCUGUGAGGUUAUGGAUCACCGGUUACAACGUCGGAUGUCUUCUCAAUCUCAUGCUGUUAUACGGCCGGUACCGUCAGCAAGACGUAAGCCAAGGCAAUGGGUUUAGCUUCGGCGAUAUUGAGCAGCAAAGAGAAGAGACCAGGUGCUCGCAUUUGAUGAACAGAUGCCGGACAUCGCUGGAGCUUUUCUUCGCGAUAUGGUUUGUGAUAGGUAAUGUUUGGGUGUUUGAUUCUCGGUUUGGCUCUUUCCACUAUGCUCCGUACCUUCAUGUCCUCUGCAUCUCUCUGCUCGCUUGGAACGCUCUCUGCUACUCCUUCCCAUUUCUUCUCUUCCUCCUUCUCUGUUGCGUUGUGCCUCUCGUUAGCAGCUUCCUCGGCUACAACAUGAACGUUGGAUCUUCGGAAAAAGGAGCUUCUGAUGACCAAAUCUCUAGCCUCCCCAGCUGGAAAUACAAACUCAUUGAUGAAACCUCUGAUUCUUCUCAAGCAACCGAUGAUCCGGAAUGUUGCAUAUGUUUGGCAAAGUACAAAGAUAAAGAGGAAGUGAGAAAGCUUCCAUCUUCAACCGCCGGAGCCGCCGCAAGGAAGGCUCUUCAUCGGCCGUGGCAUACUUUUGAGCUCUGUAGAGCGUUGCCUUUCUAA